Molecule: messenger RNA, 2087 nt
Organism: Condylostylus longicornis
Lineage: Eukaryota; Metazoa; Arthropoda; Insecta; Diptera; Dolichopodidae
Product: sodium-coupled monocarboxylate transporter 2-like
Exons: 10
Coding region: 69-1871 (600 amino acids)
Biological process (GO): transmembrane transport; sodium ion transport
Cellular component (GO): membrane
Molecular function (GO): symporter activity
Source: RefSeq, a predicted model, not a curated record
CAAGCUUUAAGAUAGUUGUAAUUUAUAAGAAAAAUAAUACAAAAAUAAAAUAAAAAAAAAGCAGCGCAAUGACAGAAAUAAAAAAUUUAGCUGAAAAUAUUAGUACUAUGACAAAAGGUUUUGACAUUUCUCAAUUGAAUUUCGGUAUAAUUGAUUAUGCGUUAUUUGGAAUUAUGCUCAUGAUUUCGGCUUCAAUAGGUGUUUACUUUGGCUUUAUUGCGAAACGUAAAGAUACAGCCGAAGAAUAUUUAAUGGGUGGACGGCAAAUGAAAGCAAUUCCAAUUGCUAUUUCUUUGGUGUCGAGUCAAUUAUCAGCAAUUGCUAUAAUGACAAUUCCAGCUGAAACAUAUGCAUUUGGGAUGCAUUACUAUUGGCAGGUACUGGCAAUGAUACCCGUUUUGCCAGCUUUAAUAUAUGUUAUUGUUCCAGUAUUUUAUAAAAAUAAUAUAUCAAAUUGCUAUGAAUAUUUAGAAAUGCGCUUUGAUAGACGAACAAGAAGGAUUGUUACAAUUGCUUUUCUAAUGAAAAUAUUUUUGAUAAUUCCAGUUUAUAUAUUUAUGCCAUCUUUAGCUUUUUCACAAGUUAGUGGUAUUAACAUACACAUUAUAAAUGGAGUUGUUUGUUCCGUUUGUAUUUUUUAUACAAUGUUGGGAGGUAUUAAAGCUGUUGUUUGGACCGAUGUAGUUCAAGCAAUAAUAAUGUUAUUUUCAGUCAUUUUAGUAGCAAUUUUAGCUACAAUUAAAGUAGGUGGUGUUAAUGAGGUCAUUGAAAGAGCUGAAGCUGGAAAUCGCUUAUAUAUGUCAAAUCUAUCUUUCGACAUUACAACACGUGCAACAGUUUGGAAUACAUUUUUAGGUGGUAUAGCCCAAUGGAUUUCCCAUAUCGGAGUACAUCAGAGCUGCGUUCAAAGAAUAGUUUCUUUACCCACACUCACGCAGUCGAGAAAAUCUCUCACAAUUUUUGCCAUUGGAUUUUUUAUAAUCAUGACAUGGAACUGUUUAACUGGUGUUGUUAUGUAUGCUCGUUAUUAUCUUUGUGAUCCAAUUGAAGCUGGAAUUGUAGAAAAACAAGAUAAGAUUUUGCCCUUUUUUGUUCAAGAUACUAUUGGUCAUUUAAAAGGUAUGCCUGGAAUCUUUAUCUCAUGUGUAUUCAGUGCAGCUUUGAGUACCGUUUCAGCCAAUUUAAAUACUGUUGCAGGAAUACUUUAUUUUGACUAUAUUCGCCGUCACAUAAAAAAAUCCGAUGCUGAUUUAAAAGCAAAUUUUUAUAUGAAACUAAUUGUCGUCGUAUGUGGUAUAUACUGCAUUUUAGCUGGUUUUAUUGUUGAAGAAUUUAAAUCUAUAUUUCAAAUUGCUGUUACAAUAACUGGGAUGACACAAGGAGCGGUAGCCGGAGUAUUUUUAUUGGGAAUGCUUGUACCCUAUGCAACUGCUAAAGGUGCUUUUUAUGGUACAAUAUUUAGUAUGAUAUCGGUAGGAUUUGUUGCUAUAGGGACACAAUACCAAGUUAGAAAUGGAAAUCUUAGAUAUAAUUCUUUACCAAGUAAUAUCGAAGGAUGUGUAGAAGAAUUUAAUGUAACAUUUAAUUCCGAACAUGUUUUUAAGGUUUUACAUUCAACAAAAGAAGGCAUUACAUAUGAAGGCGAUGUUUUUCUUUUAUUUAAAGUUUCAUUUUUCUGGUAUAUAUUUUUGGGUUGCACACUCGUUUGGGUUUUUGCAAUUCCUUAUAGUCUUUUGAUAAAGGAUAAAAAGGAUAAAAAAUUAGAUUUAAAUUUAAUGUCACCAGUUAUACAAAAAUGGAUACCCAAAAAAUUACUAUUAAAAUAUAAUGAAAUUCCGAUGAAAGACGGAAAAUUUGGUGAUGGUGAAUAAAAUUAAAUUUAAAAGGAAUAUUGUAAGAAGACAAUAACAAGAAUAGUUAGAUUUGCUUUUUACAUAAAAAUUUUUUAUGUGAUGAUUUAUAGAAGAUCCAGAUAAGUUUAAGAAAUAUUUUGUUGUAUUUAAUUUAUUUAUUUUGCAUUCUUUUAAAAAUAAAAUAUAUUAUAAAAUAAAACUAUAUUUGAAAAAAGUCUCAAAUUAAAUUUAAAA